AUGGCCCACUCUCAAGGCAUUCUUGCAAAUGAAACCACUGCUCCGGCAUAUCUGCCUGAUUGCUUGUUGAAUAGCUUGAAAAUCAGGCAAGGAGAAAGCUCGGCACAGCAACUGGCCAUUGCCCAGUUGCAAAGUCAACCGAAGACUCCCAGCACAGUGGCACCAGAGAUAGCUCCCCUCGCCGAGCAAGUACCCGAAAGAUCAAGCAAUAAUGGGUCGGUAGUAGACCCCGCCAUAGUGAAGAUGAUCGAGGACCUCACCAAAAGGAUCGAAUCAGGUGAGAAGAUGAUUGCAGCCAAUGAUAAAAAGGAAAACAUGUCUGAAUAUGGUGAUGAUGCGGAGACAGAAAUGGGAGAGAAUCCUUUCGUAGACAUCGAGGAGUACAUUGAGGAUACUAACGCCAUUGUACCGCCAGCUGUUGGAGCUGCAACAUUUAAAGUGGAACACGGUCUAAUUCUGAUGCUCAAGGCAGAAGGAUUUUUCAGAAACUCCACAGAUGAUGAUCCAACACAACACCUUAGGAAUUUCUUGGGUGUGUGUGCAAUGCACAAACAAAAUAAUGUCUCUGACGAUGCCUUGAGGUUGAGAUGCUUCAAGUAUUCUCUAGCCGGGGAUGCGAGGAAAUGGCUCCAGAAUCUGCCACCCAACUCUAUCCAUUCUUGGCCCAAACUUGUCCGGGCAUUUUUGUCCAAGUGGUUCCCGCAGAGCAAAAAGUCUGAGUUGCGGGAUAAGAUUUUCUUCUUCAAGCAGAUACAGGGAGAGCAGUUGCAUGAGGCAUGGGAUCGCUUCAAAUUAUACUUGGUGAGGUCUCCAAACCACGGUUUUCCGGAUUCCAUGUUGUUGGAAAAUUUUUAUAUGGGUUUGGAUCCCAUGAACCAAGCCAUCGCCAAGAAUGCAGCCGACAGAUCUUUCAUGGACAAAUCAUUUGCAAGAGUGACACAAAUCUUGGACAAAAUGGCAAAGCACAACCAAGCAUGGCAUUCAGAGGAUACUACCGGAGGAAUCUCAUAUGGCUCUCCUUCCUUGAGCAACUUAAUCAAGGAAAAUCAAGAGAGGGAUCAAGUGAUUGCCAGGCUUGCAACAAAUGUAAAUGUGCUAACAAAGAUGUUUAUCGAGAAUCAGACAAAGAAAGUGAAUGCAGUGGAAGAUGUCCAACCCAUCUUAGAUGAAAAUUUUGAGGAAGCAAAUUAUAUCAACAACCCUCAAGGAGGGUGUCAAAGUCAACCCUACCAUGGUCAAGGGCAACAAAGCCAGUGGAGGCCAAACCCGCAAGGGCAAGGCCACCAACAAUGGAGAAAUGAUCAAGGUAACUCACAUCAAGGAAAUUGGAACAACAACAACUUUGCAAACCGGAGCUCCAACCCGUAUGUUCCCCCAAAAGGUCAUUAUGCAAAUCAAGGGUCGUCAAGUGAGUCAAAGUUAGAAAGCAUGCUUGAAAGAGUAUUGCAAAACCAAGAAAAGUCUGACGCGUCCAUGAGAAACAUGACCGAAGUUGUUGGCUCUCACACCGCAUCUAUCCAAAAGUUAGAGAUGCAAAUGAGAGACCUUUCAAGAGAGCAAAACCCAAAGCAAAAAGGGCAACUUCCUAGUGAUACCAUUGCGAACCCGAAGAGUGGUGGAAGUGGCUCAACUUCUCACGUCAUGGAAAUAACUACUAGAAGUGGGAAGGUUUUACGAGGUGACAUUAAGCAAGAGGUUGUUGGGGAAGAAGCCAAACAAGAAGUUGAAGCAGAAGAGCAAGGGGUUGUUGAAGUUGAAAGGGUGCCGGAAAAAGAGAAGGUGCAGGAAGUGAACCAAGAAGGGGUGAAGGAAAAGGAGAAGGAGACAUCAAAAGCUCCACCUCCUAUUCCUAGACCUCCUUCGCCUUUUCCUCAAAGACUUAUUAGAAGGGUUGAUGAUAGCAAGAUUGAGAAAUUCUAUGAUAUUCUAAAGCAAUUAUCGGUGAGCAUUCCAUUCUUGGAGGCUUUUCAAGAAAUGCCGGGGUUUGCCAAAUAUUUGAAGGAUUUGAUCACCAAAAAUAGGACCACAAAGAAUGAGAUGGUAAACAUGACUCACCGGGUUAGCUCUAUUAUUGCCACAAGACCUGUCCAAAAGAAAGAGGAUCCGAGAGCAUUUACUAUUCCAUGCACUAUCGGGGAGCGUGACUUUGCAAAAGCCCUUUGUGACAAUGGGGCUAGCAUCAACUUGAUGCCACUUGCCAUCUACAAGCAAGCGAGAUUAGGGAUGCCGAGGCCAACAAGCAUGAGGUUACAAAUGGCCGAUCGAUCUAUUAAGCGACCAGUAGGAAUUGUUGAUGAUGUGAUUGUGAAAGUUGGAAAAUUCCAUUUGCACGCCGACUUUGUAAUUCUUGACUGUGCUGUUGAUAAAGAGAUCCCUAUCAUCUUGGGGAUACCAUUCCGAACCACGGGAAGAGCACUCAUGGAUUCGGAGUGA
Messenger RNA from Nicotiana tabacum (common tobacco), 2433 nucleotides. NCBI's taxonomy places the organism in Eukaryota, Viridiplantae, Streptophyta, Magnoliopsida, Solanales, Solanaceae. The record is from RefSeq and is a predicted model, not a curated record.